GAAGUUCCGAAGGUGACGAAGGUUGUCUCGAAUGUACGCUAGUAUUGUUGACUGCCACAGUGAUUUCCAUGGAUUGUUCUGAAGCUUGCAGAGUGGAUUUUCAAUGUAUUCAAGAAGGUGCGGUCGAAUUUGACUCUAUGGUCUCUAUUUCGUCCAUUCUUCAAGUAAUCCAAUUUUCACGUAAACAUUCAGGUACGUAUCUCAUCAGUUCGGCAAUGUCCGUGAUGCAGCGAACCGCAAUUGCGGGGAUUGAAUUCACCUGUACGAAGGGAUCUUUGACUCGCGCCGGCCGUCGGAUCCCGCAUAUCCCGCGAUCACACGAGCAUUCGUCGCACAUCCACAAUGGCCGUCUGUUUAUGACAAUUCGGGGGGUCGUGAAGUGUUACCAGCGGGCAGCUGCAGCAGCAGCAUCGUGCUGAGGACGCGCAGCCGCGUCUGUCCUGGCCUUCUUCUGGCAGGUGUUUAAUCGCGCUCGCCACGAAAAAGGGCUCUCCCUGACUGAGUAUUAUUCCGUCGCUGCACUACCAAUCCGGCGUCCAAAGUGGCUAAGAGCGUAAGUCCCCGUCGCGCGCUCCAGGAGUGCUCCAGC
Molecule: messenger RNA, 589 nt
Organism: Dinoponera quadriceps
Lineage: Eukaryota; Metazoa; Arthropoda; Insecta; Hymenoptera; Formicidae
Exons: 5
Coding region: 69-419 (116 amino acids)
Source: RefSeq, a predicted model, not a curated record